AGUGCUCGCAGUUUCACAGAUUAACAACACAUUUGAUUGGUUUAAAAUCCGCAUGCCCACUACUCUAAAAACUAACAGGGGUCAUUGUGAUUUGUGGAGUUGUUGAAGCGCGCUACACAUCUGAGCGACUCACGGGACAAUCCUCUAGAUUAGCGGUUGACGCAGAGGAUGGAUUUCGUAGAUAGCAACAUGAUACUGUACCGUACUGGUCGGUAUACAGGGACGGGAUGAUCUAGAAUGGACGAAUGAAAUGCUUUAAAUGUAACGUAUUUCGAUACUCUUCAUAUUAUCAAAUGAGUCCGUCGUUAUAAGGAUAGAAUGUGUGUAGUCCUAAUCUUUAAAUAGGCUAGAUGAGCUAUGACGGGAGAGCUAAAUAUGAACCAUUCCUGUUUCGAUUCCAAAAUGAAGAGACCCAACGGAAUGGUGGCAGAUUUGGUGCGUUACAACACGGUCUUGUGGGACGUUUGUGAUGGAGCGGUUUAACUUUCCCUCUAAAACAAGCAGAUGUAAGAAUGCGUGUAGCGGUACUUUAUUGGUUGGAAGUAACAUCUAAACAUUUUGGCUAAAAUGAAUGUAUUUUCGGGUUCUGCUUGCUCACUAACAUCAGAUAAUAAUCUCAGGUGUACAAGCGUAGACUACAUUUAGCUGGCAUGCCAAGUGUGUGAAUAGGAGGAACUUUAAAAUAUCUAUCCCGCCAUUGUGCCCUUGGGUAGGGCACUUAACCUAUAACCUGCCCCAGGGCCGCUGUUCUGCCACUGACCGAACGGUGCCUCUCUCAACGUGUGUGUUUCUUCACCUAGGAGGAUUUGGAAAGGCAGAAGACAACUUUACUUUUGAAGUUUCACCCAACAAUGGACUGCACGAUUAUAUUCUACUCUGUUCUGUUGUCGUAGAACACCGCAGUUGAAAAUGAACGUGUUGAAAAUGAGGAAAGCCGUGUUAAAAGAAGCGGUUAAACGCUUCCCGUGGCUUGCCAACGUUACUCUGUAUGGCUGCCUGUUUGCCGGCGGAGACUUUGUUCAUCAGAUGAUCGCACAAAGAGAAGAGAUGGACUGGAAACACACCAGAAAUGUUGCCAUAGUGGCCAUCAGCUUCCAUGGAAACUUUAAUUAUUUCUGGUUACGGGCUUUGGAAAGCCGUUUCCCGGGAAAAUCUCCCGGAAUGCUCUUCCGCAAACUGCUCCUGGACCAAAGUUUUGCAUCACCCUUGGCAACGAGUGUCUUCUACACAGGAGUGAGUUUCUUGGAGAAUAAAGACGACGUCUUCGAGGACUGGAGAGAAAAGUUCCUCAACACGUACAAGACUGGACUCAUGUACUGGCCUUUCAUGCAGUUCCUAAACUUCAUCCUGAUGCCUCUGUACCUGAGGACAGUCUUCAUGGGCUGCUGUGCGUUCCUGUGGGCCACCUUUCUGUGUUUCUCCCGGCAGAGCGGGGACGGUACGGCCAGUGUUGCCCUCGCCUUCGUCCUGUAUCCCAAACAGAGGCUGCAGGCCGCCCGGGAGGCCCACCUCGCCCGCAAGAAACAGAAAGAAGAGGAGGAACAGCAGCAGAGCACUGGCAACUAAAUUAAUUGAUUCAAUGAGAUUCGAUUCAAUUCAGGAAACAGAAAACAGAAGAGGACCUGAGCACUGAGAACUGAACUGAAUUGGUUCAAUGAGAUUCAAUUCAGGAAACAGAAAACAGAAGAGGACCUGAGCACUGAGAACUGAACUGCUAAAAUGUUAUUUCAAAUGAAUUUCAACAAAACGUUGUUAUAUCUCCCUGUCUUCAAGGGCAACAAGACAAGGAACGAGGGCUUGGUUAGAGGGUGAGACCACAACGUCAGCAUGUGAGGCCAGGGCAGGCUCUCACACCUUACAAAAAAACACAUAGUGAAAACUGAAUCAGUUGGAUUGAAUAUAACUUUAUUGAUAUACUCAGGGGCGAGGACGAGUGAAUAUAACUUUAUUGAUAUCCUCAGGGGCAAGGAGGAAUCAUUGUUGGAGCACAGUUAUAUAAUUUAUGCCUACUGUACAUAUACAAAUACAUCCAUCUAAUACUAUACCAGCAACACGUACAGUGGGCCUAAUACCUCCACAUAAUACUAUACCAGCAACACGUACAGUGGGCCUAAUACCUCCACAUAAUACUAUACCAGAAACCCGUACAGUGGGCCUAAUACCUCCACCUAAUACUACACCAGAAACCCGUACAGUGGGCCUACAUUACAGACGUUACAUCACUGAUUCAAUUCAAUACAACUUUAUCAAUCCCGUCAGGGGCAACCCAGAAAACACAGUCGGACACGGAACACAUUACUUACAGACAUUCAGACUGUACAGGUGUAGAAGUGCAAUACAUUACGUGAAACACAACAAGUCACUCUGAGAUACAUGUACGUCCCCUGAAGUUGUUUGUAAGACAAACAUGUUGGGUGGAUGAGAGAGAGAGAGAAGGUGUUAGAUGUUGUGAUUUACAGGGAUGUUCCUCGGGGAGAGGAGGUGUCAGAUGCUCCUCAGGGAGAGGAGGUGUUAGAUGUUGUGAUUUACAGGGAUGUUCCUCAGGGAGAGGAGGUGUUAGAUGUUGUGAUUUGCAGGGAUGUUCCUCAGGGAGAGGUGUUAGAUGUUGUGAUUUGCAGGGAUGUUCCUCGGGGAGAGGAGGUGUUAGAUGUUGUGAUUUGCAGGGAUGUUCCUCAGGGAGAGGAGAUGUUAGAUGUUGUGAUUUGCAGGGAUGUUCCUCAGGGAGAGGAGGUGUUAGAUGUUGUGAUUUGCAGGGAUGUUCCUCAGGGAGAGGAGAUGUUAGAUGUUGUGAUUUGCAGGGAUGUUCCUCAGGGAGAGGAGGUGUUAGAUGUUGUGAUUUGCAGGGAUGUUCCUCAGGGAGAGGAGGUGUUAGAUGUUGUGAUUUGCAGGGAUGUUCCUCAGUGAGAGGAGGUGUUAGAUGUUGUGAUUUGCAGGGAUGCUCCUCAGGGAGAGGAGGUGUUAGAUGUUGUGAUUUACAGGGAUGUUCCUCAGGGAGAGGAGGUGUCAGAUGCUCCUCAGGGAGAGGAGGUGUUAGAUGUUGUGAUUUGCAGGGAUGUUCCUCGGGGAGAGGAGGUGUUAGAUGUGAUUUGUAGAGAGGUUCUUCAGGGUGUGUAUUUGAUGUUCAUGUAUAUAUGUAAAAUGUGUUUAUUCUAUGCUCUCAAUUUCUAUGACCCAUCGGUUGUGCCUUCUGUUGGUAACAAGAGCCCUUCAUGUUCUGCUCUAGAUUUAGUUAGUUCUUACUCAGAUAAACUGUGUGUGUUUUUUGUGUGUGUGUGUGUGUGUGUGUGUGUGUGUAUAUAUUUAUACAUUACCAGUCAAAAGUUUGGACACACCUAUUAAUUCAAGGGUUUUUCUUUAUUUUUACUAUUUUCUACAUUGUAGAAUAAUAAUGUAGACAUCAAAACUAUGAAAUAACACAUAUGGAAUCAUGUUGUAACCAAAAAAAGUGUUAAAGAAAUCUAAAUCUAUUUUAUAUUUUUGAUUCUUCAAAGUAGCUACCCUUUGCCUUGAUGACAGCUUUGCACACUCUUGACAUUCUCUCAACCAGCUUCACCUGGAAUGCUUUUCCAACUGUCUUGAAGGAGUUCCCACAUUUGCUGAGCACUUGUUGGCUACUUUCCUUCACUCUGCUGUCCAACUCAUCCCAAACCACCUCAAUUGGGUUGAGAUUGGAUGAUUGUGGAGGCCAGGUCAUCUGGUGCAGCACUCCAUCACGCUCCUUCUUGGUCAAAUAGCCCUUACACAGCCUGGAGGUGUGUUGGGUCAUUGUCCUGUUGAAAAACAAAAUGAUAGUCCCACUAAGCGCAAACCAGAUGGGAUGGCGUAUCGCUGCAGAAUGCUGUGGUAGCCAUGCUGGUUACGUGUGCCUGUCGUUUCUCUUUGUUUAUUUGAGCUGUUCUUGCCAUAAUAUGGACUUGGUCUUUUACCGAAAAGGGGUAUCUUCUGUACAUCACCCCUACCUUGUCACAACACAACUGAUUGGCUCAAACGCAUUAAGAAGGAAAGAAAUUCCACAAAUUAAUUUUUAAAAAGGCACACCUGUUAAUUGAAAUGCAUUCCAGGUGACUACCUCAUGAAGCUGGUUGAGAGAAUGCCAAAUGUGUUCAAAGCUGUCAACAAGGCAAAGGGUGGCAACUUUGAAGAAUCUGUUUAAUUUGUUUAACACAACAUUGGUUACUCCAUGAUUCCAUAUGUGUUAUUUCAUCGUUUUUAUGUCUUCACUAUUAUUCUACAAUGUAAAAAAUAAUAUUACAAAUGUAAUUAAAUCUGUAGAAUGAGUAGUUGUGUCCCAACUGUUGACUGGUACUGUGUUGUAUAACUCAUCUCCAGAUUGACCAUUGAAGGAUAAAGUGCUACCCUGUCCGGUUA
Messenger RNA from Oncorhynchus nerka (sockeye salmon), 4368 nucleotides. RefSeq names its product MPV17 mitochondrial membrane protein like (gene mpv17l). The transcript is spliced from 4 exons. Gene Ontology annotation, biological process: mitochondrial ribosome assembly; cellular response to reactive oxygen species. NCBI's taxonomy places the organism in Eukaryota, Metazoa, Chordata, Actinopteri, Salmoniformes, Salmonidae. Gene Ontology annotation, cellular component: mitochondrion; membrane; cytoplasm. The record is from RefSeq and is a predicted model, not a curated record. Bases 910 to 1566 code for a protein of 218 amino acids.